This is a messenger RNA of Elephantulus edwardii (Cape elephant shrew), 1131 nucleotides long. RefSeq names its product ataxin 3 (gene ATXN3). Bases 61 to 1131 code for a protein of 356 amino acids. Gene Ontology annotation, biological process: protein deubiquitination. The transcript is spliced from 11 exons. Lineage: Eukaryota; Metazoa; Chordata; Mammalia; Macroscelidea; Macroscelididae. Gene Ontology annotation, molecular function: cysteine-type deubiquitinase activity. Gene Ontology annotation, cellular component: nucleus. The record is from RefSeq and is a predicted model, not a curated record.
GAGCCGGAGUCCGAGGGGCUGGUUCGGCGCAGGGGGCCGUUGGGCUCCAGACAAAUAAACAUGGAGUCCAUCUUCCACGAGAAACAAGAAGGCUCACUUUGUGCUCAACACUGCCUGAACAAUCUGCUGCAAGGGGAAUAUUUCAGCCCCGUGGAAUUAUCCUCAAUUGCACACCAGCUGGACGAAGAGGAGAGGAUGAGAAUGGCAGAAGGAGGCGUUACGAGUGAAGACUACCGGACAUUUUUACAGCAGCCUUCUGGAAAUAUGGAUGACAGUGGGUUUUUCUCCAUCCAAGUGAUAAGCAAUGCCUUGAAAGUUUGGGGUUUAGAACUAAUCCUGUUCAACAGUCCAGAGUAUCAGAGGCUCAGGAUCGAUCCUAUAAAUGAAAGAUCUUUUAUAUGCAAUUAUAAAGAACACUGGUUUACAGUUAGAAAAUUAGGAAAACAGUGGUUUAACUUGAAUUCUCUCUUGACGGGUCCAGAAUUAAUAUCAGACACAUACCUUGCCCUUUUCUUGGCUCAGUUACAACAGGAAGGUUACUCUAUAUUUGUUGUUAAGGGUGAUCUGCCAGAUUGUGAAGCCGACCAACUCCUUCAGAUGAUCAGGGUCCAACAGAUGCAGCGACCAAAACUUAUUGGAGAAGAAUUAGCGCAGCUGAAAGAUCAGAGAGUCCAGAAAACAGAUCUGGAGCGAGUCUUGGAAGGAAGUGACGGGCCAGGAAUGGUAGAUGAAGAUGAAGAGGAUUUGCAGAGGGCUCUGGCCCUUAGUCGCCAUGAAAUUGACCUGGAGGAUGAAGAAGCAGAUCUCCGCAGGGCUAUUCAGCUCAGCAUGCAAGGUAGUCUCAGAAAUGCAUCCCACGAUACCGCACAGACAUCAGGUACAAACCUUAGUUCAGAAGAACUGCGGAAGAGAAGAGAAGCCUACUUUGAAAAACAGCAGCAGCAGCAGCAGCAGCAGGAGACAGAUGUGCAGGGACCAGUUUCACUUGCACCCGAAAAGCCGACCACAAGUUCAGGAGCACCUGGGAGCGAUUUCGGUGAUGCCAUGAGUGAAGAAGAUAUGCUUCAGGCAGCUGUGACCAUGUCUUUAGAAACUGUUAGAAAUAAUUUGAAAACGGAAGGAGAAAAAUAA